CCAGGAGUCGAAUUCUGCGAGCUUUGUUUUGGUUCUUCGUCGUCGUUUUGUUCCCCGUUUGAGAGGAAAUAAUCCGCCUCCGUGGUCGCAACCCGAGUUCCUGAUCUUGGCAGCCCAAAAUCGUUCGAUCCGGUACCGGUGAUUCUUUGCUCUCCGUCGCCGUGAUUAUUCCGUCGAGUUGUACCGGCCACACAGUUUCCGAGACCUUUUAGUUUGUUCAGUUCUUAUCACUUCCGGACGACGACACGAGAGUGAUCUCGGAAAUGGCUCUUUCGUUGUGCAGAACACAAAUUCUGAACCGAGCUAGUCGGCGGCUGAGUGGCAGAAUAUUGGCCUGGGAAAUUUCUAAGGUACUCGCCUGCCAAUAUUCGACGCAAAAGCGCAGCAAAGUUUAUGGCAGCGCGGACGAGGCGAUCGCCGACAUUCCCGAUGGCGCCAAGCUGUUGGUCGGCGGUUUCGGAUUAUGCGGUAUCCCCGAAAACUUGAUUGCCGCCCUCGUGAAGAAGGGCACGAAGAACCUGACCGUCGUGUCCAAUAAUGCCGGAGUUGAUACUUUCGGACUUGGGUUGCUGCUAAAGGAAAAGGCGAUCAAGCGUAUGAUCGCUUCGUACGUUGGCGAGAAUGCCGAGUUUGAGCGCCAGUACCUGUCCGGUGAGCUGGAGUUGGAACUAACGCCCCAGGGCACGCUAGCGGAAAGGAUUCGCGCUGGCGGUGCCGGCAUUCCUGCCUUCUUCACGCCCACAGCCUACGGAACGCUCGUACACGAGGGUGGCUCUCCGAUCAAGUACGGCGCCGGCGGUACAAUCGAGAUCGCGAGCGAACCCCGCCAGAUGCAGCUGUUCAACGGCAAACCGUACAUCAUGGAGGAAGCAAUCACGGGAGACUUCGCGCUGAUUAAGGCCCACAUCGCCGACGAGGCUGGUAAUCUGAUUUUCAACAAAUCGGCCCGUAACUUCAACCCUCCGAUGUGCAAAGCGGCUAAAGUGACGAUCGUAGAGGUGGAACAGAUCGUCCCUGUCGGCGAGCUAGAUCCGGAUCAAGUGCACAUGCCGAGCGUGUUCGUGCAUCGCAUCAUCAAGGGACCCGCGUUCGAGAAGCGCAUCGAACGGUUACGAGUGCGGGAUGCGAAAAAGACGAGCUCGGUCGUUUCCUCGACACCGGCCGCUAAGAUGCGCGAACGCAUUGUAAAGCGUGUCGCAAUGGAAUAUCGGGACGGUAUGCAUAUUAACCUUGGCAUCGGUAUACCGGUACUGUCGUCGAACUUCAUCCCGGAGGGUAUGAACGUGCUGCUCCAGUCGGAGAACGGUAUUCUCGGUCUCGGUCCAUUCCCAGAGAAGCACGAGGUCGACCCGGAUUUGAUUAAUGCUGGCAAGGAGACCGUCACCGUGCUUCCCGGGUCUUCCUACUUUUCAUCCGACGACAGCUUCGCCAUGAUUCGCGGAGGACACAUCGAUAUUACUGUGCUUGGUGCGAUGGAGGUGUCACAGUACGGCGACCUGGCCAACUGGAUGAUUCCGGGCAAACUGGUGAAAGGUAUGGGUGGAGCGAUGGAUCUAGUAGCCGCCCCCGGUACCAAGGUGAUCGUCACGAUGGAGCACAAUGCCAAGGAUGGUUCGCACAAAAUUCUGACCAACUGCAAUCUACCCGUAACGGGGCGGAACUGUGUUGACAUGAUCGUCACCGAGAAGGCUGUCUUCAACGUGGACAAAGAGCAAGGACUUACGCUGAUGGAGUUGGCCGAGGACUGUACUGUCGAGGAGGUCAUCACUAGCACUGGCUGCGAUUUUUCCGUAUCGCCGGACCUUAAGAAGAUGGGUCAGGUGGGCGAUGCGUGAUUAUGAAAAUGCGACCGCGAUCGUCCUGGAAUCGGGACGAACUUUUAUGUUCCCCAGAGCUGAAGGAGAUGGGAAUGGCAUUUAAUCCGGUGGCAAGGAAAGGUGUGCCAUGGAAAGGAGAAUGGAGCUUGUUGAAUUGUUUCCCCUUUUUUUAAUCCCUUUUUCCAACCCCGUUAAUGGUUGAGGACGUUCUAAGAACACAACACACACGAUAAACGAUAAGGAUUUGUCUGUGUGUUAACAGAAAAUCUAGAUUAAGUUCGGUCGCAUUAUGUGACGAUAAACGAAAUGAAAUAAACGAAAAUACGUAUCAAUGGAA
Molecule: messenger RNA, 2154 nt
Organism: Anopheles darlingi
Lineage: Eukaryota; Metazoa; Arthropoda; Insecta; Diptera; Culicidae
Gene: SCOT
Product: succinyl-CoA:3-ketoacid-coenzyme A transferase, mitochondrial
Exons: 4
Coding region: 264-1835 (523 amino acids)
Biological process (GO): ketone body catabolic process
Cellular component (GO): mitochondrion
Molecular function (GO): succinyl-CoA:3-oxo-acid CoA-transferase activity
Source: RefSeq, a predicted model, not a curated record